CUUCCCUCUCUGCGUCCCAAACAAAGUGUCACAAAGAGCUCGGCCGGCGGCAGCCGCAGAGGCGGCUGCAACUCAGCUUUUGUUCUCCUGGCCUGGGUAGCUGAGCCUUGGCCUCCCAAUCUCCCAACCCUGCCCCCCAUCAUCCUUCUGGCUUAUCUUCCAUGGGAGGGGUAUAGGGUGUUGCUGGAAGAACCUCUCGUGCAGGAUCAUAGGUCCUCCCUGACUUGCCAGCCUACUUCUGGAAAGGAGAUUUUCCCCGAGGCUCUCCUGCCCACCCCCCACCCCCUAAUCUGAGGACUGAGGCUCAAAUGAGUGCUAAGACUCUGACUUUUCUAGCAUCAGCUCCAGUUAAAGGGAUUUAGAGCUAGCUACAUGCCCUCUCCCCCAAAUUCAGGUCCUCCAGAACUUUCAGAAGAGGGGGUAAGUUGGAACAUGGCUUUGGAAUAAGAUUUACCAUGGUGGGAUAGCACGAGGUGAGCAGGUGUACCUUCCUCUUGCCUACUGCUGUACAUGUGGAGUUCAUGACUGAGGUUCCAUGCCCCCACCUCAGGAGAGAAAGAGGUUCUUUACCAAGCACUCAAUGUAAAAGGUCCACAAGCUGUGGUGUGGGGUCAGUUUGGAGGAGCUACCUGAGUGGUGAGGUUCAGAGAACCAUGGAGAGGAGACCAUGAAAGCGUACUUACAGGUGUCCCUGUCAUAAAGGUGGUCUUAACUCUAGACCACCUAAGAAGCUUCCUUUAUUUUUAUCUCCAUCUAGUGCAGGGCUAAUAAUAAUUGUUGGUGGACUUGGGAAGUAUAGGAUUCUCAACAGGGGGGGAAAAAUCGAGUAUUAGAAAUGACCAGUGCAGUGACAGAGGCCUAGGCAGACCUAUGCCUCAAAAAAUCCUUUGACUGUAAGAACUUUUGAAACAGGUUUGAGGGCCAAUCUUUGUGGUCCUCUAGUCAGCAGAUGCUUCAAUGUACCUGUCCCUGUUGUUUCUUAGAGUCUUCUCACCAACCCUUCCAUCCUUCCUACUCAGCAAGAUAGGUCCACACCCUCUUUUCCUCAGCUUUCCUAGCACAGAAAGUAAUUGGCCUGUUGCUUUGGAAAGAUUUUUUGAACCCUAUCCCUGGCCUUGCAUCCCUAUAGAACCCAAAUAAGGGCAAGAUAACCCCUGAUUCCCAGUGGGGUAGAAAGUAGGUCAGUGCUACUGCCUGGCCAAGUCUCAUGGAUAGUGUUUAGGGCCUGACUAUAGAAAAUACUGUGAUUAUUGCCCACAGAUAAUAGACACAUGACCUGGGUUCCAGUUUAGUUGAUAGGCUCUGGGGCCCUGCCAGUGCUUUCUCCUGUUGAAAAAGCCUCAUGGGAUCAGAUGCCUGGGAUCUGGUUUGGUAUGGAGAUGAUUCAGGAGAUCUUGCCUAGGCCCAGGAGGCUCUCUCCAUGGGUUUUGUUGAUUUGAGGCCAUCCUAUGGGGAAAGUUUCCCUACUCAGGAAUUCAGCUUCAGUUUGGGCCUUUUUACAUGUCACUGUAUUUCCAUCCUGGAAACUGCUGUGUACAAAGCAGGUUUUGGGUUUUUGUUUUGUUUUGGGGGAGGAAGUUUUGUCCUAUUCUUCUACUUGCCCCAGAUAGAAAUGAAGUCAGCCUCUCAUGAGGUGUUUUGCUAACAAACUAUCCUACAGGCAGUUUUAGGGGCCUUAAAAUCUUCUCAGAAUCUGAAUAUGUGCCCAUAGGUUAGUCAGCUAUGACCAUGCAGUAUUCCCAGCCUCACCCCCUCCCCCACCAUCUGCUUGCUCAGAAUAUACCAGAUUGGCUGUACACCAGGAUGUUCCGGGAAUUCCCAGGAGAGCAACAGAAUGUGAUGGGCCCAAAUACGAUGCCUCAGUAGCUGAUUCCAGGAUGUACAAACUGUAACUGUCAGGACACUCCUUAUAGCUAAUUAAAAUUCUUCUAGUUACAUCUAUUUUCUGUUACAGCUAUCUAUUUUCAGUGACAUCCAAAAGGCCAAGAUAAUCCCUCUGGUACCACUGUUUUUUUAAAUUUUUCCCUAUGGUUCCUGGAUAGGAAUUUUUAAAAAAUCAUCUAGCUUUUCUCAGUACUUUAUCUGUGGUGCUAAAAUGACCAGUGUGGCCCCUCUAGCACUUCAUGGUAUCUAUGGUACUGAGGUGGCCAAAGUGGCUCCUCUGGUAGCCCACUGCACUCUCCAUGGUACUGAAGGGAUGACCGUUUCUUUUUUAAUGUCUUUCUGGGGUCCAGAAGAGUCCUGUGACUCAGAACCACAAACUUUGGAGGUGGAAGGGACUACCAAUAUAAAUUAGUGCAACCUCCUUAUUUUACAGAUGAUUAAGCUGGGAGGUUAGGUAAUUUACUGAAGGUUGCAGGGCUAUUAAUGAUCAGACUGGCCCACAUUAGCUUUGUACCUCUCAGUCCUACUCUAAUUCACCUUUCAUGAUGCUACUGGGGACUCAGUUGGGCUCUUGGUCCCAGGAAAGGGAUUUAUUUGGAGGAUCCAGAAGAUGGGGGAGGAUGCCCUAAUUUGGAGUUACAGAAAUACAAAUAUUAAAAGUGGUUAUGGAGGUGGUUUAGUGACCCUUGGACAAGGACACUUUGUUAACCUCCUGUUAGUAAAAUUCCCAUAACCAAAAUUCUACAUUUAACAGGCACCUGCCCCUUCAAAGACUCUUAUCAUAUCCACUAAGUGUCAAAAAUUAAGCCGUGGACCUCCAGAGCCUUUUCUCUUUGCUGAUAAACAGGGCUGACUACCUGGCCAGCUCUCUUCUGUUAAAAAUCCUUAAGCAAAGUAUGCUCGAGUCCUUUUCUUUCUCGGUAACCCAUUUCAGUUUCACAAUGCCUAUUGUGAGGAAGUUUUUUAUAUCUUAAAUAUUCUUUCUGUCUCAGGCGAAAAAAUAGGUUAGGCCUACAUUCUUCUUGCCUUGACCAGAUACAAUUCUGUAUGUAAGCAGGAAGGUAGUCUGGCCAACUUCUGGUCAUCUUCCAGGCCUAUUUCUAUGAAUCUUAAUUCUGGGUUGCUUUUUAGUUCUAAUGCCAAUCUCCUCUGCAGCUUAGACUCCUCUGCAGUUUAGAAUCAGGAGGAAACCCCCUCUCUGCCCAAUCCUCUUUCUCCCAGUGCUCUUCUCCUUCCUCAGAACUGGAGCCCUGCACAUCCCAGGCCCAGGGAAUUUAGCCUGGAGAAUUUUAACCCUUUUUUGCUCAGAGCAUGUGCUGAGCCCCUGUCUGUGCAGAUGGCCCAGCCCCGCCCCCCAUCCCUCACUCCAGCCUCUUGAGCUCAGAGCCAGUGUAAUCCUCCUCUUGUGUGAGGGAGCCUCUCCCCUGCAGUGAGGAGGAAAGCCUGCUUCGGAACAGCUCUGGACAAAGGGGCUGAGAUGCCCCAUCAAACUGCAGGCUCCAAGGUUUGAAACACCGGGAUGAAUCCUAUAUCUGCUCUUCAGCACCUGUUGCCUUCACUAGCAGCUUUUCCUCCUCCUCUUCCCUGCACUCCCCAGAACCAAAGAAUGUGAAGGGGGUCCAUGGAGGGCUCACGUCCCCGCGCCCCUGGCGGCCACUUAGCGCCGUCGCCGCCAGCUUUCGACGGCGAACUGGAUCUGCAGCGCUACUCCAACGGGCCAGGCGUGAGCGCCGGUUCUCCAGGGAUGGGUGCAGUGAGCUGGUCUGAGAGUCGUGCCGGUGAACGGCGCUUCCCUUGCCCUGUAUGUGGGAAGCGCUUCCGCUUCAACUCCAUCCUGGCCUUGCACCUGCGGGCGCACCCAGGCGCCCAGGCCUUCCAGUGUUCGCAUUGCGGCCACCGCGCUACCCAGCGGGCCCUGCUGCGCUCGCACCUGCGCACGCACCAGCCGGACCGCCCGCGAAGCCCUGCCGCGCGUCUGUUGCAGGAGUUGGAGGAGCGCGCGCUACUGCGCGAAGCCCGGCUGGGGAGAGCCCGAAGCUUAGGCGGCAUUCAGGCUACCCCUGCCACUGAGGGAGUAGCGCGGCCCCAGGCUCCGUCGACGUCCGCCUUCCGUUGCACCUUCUGCAAAGGCAAGUUUCGCACCGCAGCGGAGCGGGAACGCCACCUGCACAUCCUGCACAGGCCCUGGAAGUGUGGCCUGUGCAGUUUCGGUGCCAGCCAGGAGGAGGAGCUGCUGCACCACAGCCUGACCGCCCACGGUGCUCCUGAGCACCCCCUAGCGGCCACUUCGGCUGCUCCCCAGCCUCAGCCACCACCCCAACCUGAACCUAGAUCUGUUCCGGAGCCUGAGCUGGAGCCUGAACGUGAGGCAACCCCUGCUCCUGCGCCUGCAGCUCCCGAGGAGCCCCCUGCACCUCCGGAGUUCCGCUGUCAAGUGUGUGGCCAGAGCUUUACUCAGUCCUGGUUUCUCAAGGGCCAUAUGCGCAAGCACAAGGCCUCCUUCGAUCACGCGUGUCCCGUGUGUGGCCGCUGCUUCAAGGAGCCCUGGUUCCUUAAGAACCACAUGAAGGUGCACACUAGCAAGCUGGGCCCACUGCGUGCCCCGGGGUCUGGUUCUGGGCCUGCCCGUGCCCCCCAGCCUCCUGACCUAGGCCUACUGGCCUAUGAGCCACUGGGCCCUGCUCUCCUCUUGGCCCCAGCACCUACCCCGGCUGAGCACCGGGAAUCACCAAGCCUCCUGGGCUACCUGAGCCUACGAGCUGGCGAGGCCCGGCCCAAUGGUGAGGGCGCUGAGCCUGGGGCUGGUCGCAGCUUUGGAAGCUUCCACCCACUGCCGUCUGCAAUCCCGGCUCGUGCUCGCCGGCACUGCUCCGAGGAUCCGGGUGAAGAAGAGGAGGUGGUGGAGACGGAGGAGGAGACCUGGGCCCGGGGCAGAGCACUGGGUUCUCUGGCUUCACUGCAUCUGCGGCCAGGCGAAGGGCCAGGGCAUUCUGCGACUGCUGCUGGGUCCCAGGCAAGGUCCACCGCCACGCAGGAAGAAAAUGGGCUGUUAGUUGGAGGGACCCGGCCUGAAGGGGGUCGGGGGGCCACCGGCAAGGAUUGCCCCUUCUGUGGGAAAUCUUUCCGCUCAGCGCAUCACCUCAAAGUGCACUUGCGAGUGCACACAGGCGAGCGUCCCUACAAGUGUCCGCACUGCGACUACGCGGGCACCCAAUCUGGCUCGCUCAAGUAUCACCUGCAGCGCCACCACCGGGAACAGAGGAGCGGUGCAGGCCCCGGGCCACCCCCGGAGCCGCCGCCACCUUCCCACCGAGGUUCAGCGCAGUCGUCGGGAGCCAAGUCAGCUUCACAGCCCGCUACCUGGGUGGAGGGUGUGGCGAGCCCCCGGCCUCCUUUGAGCGGCGCCGCGCCUGGGUCCCGUAGGAAGCCCGCCAGCCCCGGGAGGACCCUGCGCAACGGGCGAGGCGGUGAGGCCGAACCCCUGGACCUGUCCCUGCGGGCGGGGCCGGGAGGCGAGGCUGGGCCGGGGGGUGCCCUCCACCGAUGCCUCUUCUGCCCUUUCGCCACUGGAGCCCCCGAGCUCAUGGCUUUGCACCUGCAAGUGCACCAUAGCCGCAGGGCUCGGGGCCGCCGGCCGCCCCAGGCUGACACGUCCCCGCCCUAUGCUCGAGCACUGUCUGGAGAGACCCCUCCGAGUCCUCUGCAGGAAGGGGAGGAGGGCCCGGGGCUAUCGCGUUCGGUGGAGGCCAUGCUUGGGGGGCAGGAACGGUAGGGAGCCCUCUUAGGGGCGGUUAGCUUAGUGAGCUUACCCCGCAGGUGCGGGGGAGCGCUAGAGGUAGUUGGGUAGAGCAGCCAGCAGGGGGGCAGUGAGGGACCCACAUCCCAGCCCCAGGCGGACCAGAGAUGGAGGGGGCAGAGGGCAUAGGAGGGUGGUGGGCGGUACCCACCCAGCCAAGGGGAGAGUCACAGUGCCUUAGAAGUGGCAGGGGUGAGGAUCAAAGAACGGGGUCCCAGGGCUGGCAGAGAGGGUUAUGUCCCUGUUGAGGAGCCGCUCUGUCAGUCUUUGCUGGUCCAUAGGCAUGAGAGUUUAUUUUUGUACAAUGGGUGGGGGUGGGGGCACUGUACCCUUCUAGCCCCUUCAGGGGCCUGUAGACGUCGCUAUUUUUGGUACGAUUUCUGUCAUCCCUAUCGCAGAGUUGUGUCUCUAAUAAACAGGUGUCUUGAGGCACA
Messenger RNA from Manis javanica (Malayan pangolin), 6114 nucleotides. It is a transcript of the gene ZNF219, whose product is annotated as zinc finger protein 219. Gene Ontology annotation, molecular function: DNA-binding transcription factor activity, RNA polymerase II-specific; RNA polymerase II cis-regulatory region sequence-specific DNA binding. Gene Ontology annotation, biological process: regulation of DNA-templated transcription. Lineage: Eukaryota; Metazoa; Chordata; Mammalia; Pholidota; Manidae. The record is from RefSeq and is a predicted model, not a curated record. Gene Ontology annotation, cellular component: nucleus.